UAUAUUUUGAAUUUCAAGAAGCGAAAUGCAUCGUAGAUUUUCUUAUUCCAUAUGGAUUGCUGUUACCCUGUAUUUGGAAAGGAUUUAUGCUGAACCCGAAAAUCGGCUUACUGAAAUUGUUAUCGCAGGAUUAUUUCCGACGUCAUAUGACAUAGAGGCCGGACAAAUUGGCCGUGGUGUUAGACCUGCUGUGAAGUUGGCACUGGACAUAGUUAAUAAUAAUACCGACAUACUUCCAGGAUAUGAUCUGCAGAUGACCUGGAAUGAUACACAGUGUGACAUGGCUAAAGCAACAAAGAUAUUUUUCGACAUGAUGCAUGAAAAUACAACAAAAGUGAUGUUAUUUGGAGAUGCAUGUCCUAACGUUACUGGUCCUUUAGCACAAAUAUCAAAGUGGUGGAAUAUGUCUCAAUUGUCAUAUGCCGACACUGAUCCAAAGCUGUCAGACAGAUCAACAUAUUCUAAUUUCUUUCGGACAGUUCCAAGCGAUAAAGAUUUUAACCCGGCCAAAGUGGCAUUUCUAAAGCGAUAUAAUUGGACAAGAGUGGCGACCUUAUUUCAAGAUGCAUCGAUAGAAUCUGACAGAUACGGUAUUGCACACAAUAAGUUUAUACAAGUCAUCGAUGAUGCCAAUAUAGAAGUUUUAAAAGUGGAGAGUUUUCUCGAUGAUCCAAGCUCAGCUGUCGAAAAUAUAAAGAAACUAGAUGCCAGAAUCAUUGUUGGUUUCUUUAACGAAACGAUGGCAAGGAAAAUAUUUUGUAGUGUAUUCCAGCAAAAUAUGUACGGUAAAAAAUAUCAGUGGAUUUUAGUUGGAGGUUAUUCGAAAAAAUGGUUUAGUACGAAAGAUAUUUCAGUCCCGUGUAGAAAACACGAAGUAUUACAAGCUGCUGAAGGAUAUCUUAUGAUGGAAUCUUUAAUUCUAACGCAUAGCAACGAACGUACGGCAUCAGGUUUGAAACCUAAAGAAUACAAGAAACACUAUAAUGAUGUACGUGACGGAGAGUUUAGUGUUUUUCAUGGUUAUGCAUUUGAUGGAAUUUGGGUGAUUGCUAAAGCCAUAGAUACAAUCCUAAGAAACAGGAAAUAUCCGACUGCAGUUGAAGAACAUUUUUUCAGGGGUGAUUCAAUGGCACUGGCGUUAAACGAAACAGAUUUUAUUGGAGUUACAGGACGGGUACACUUCGAUGGACCAGACAGAAUUGGAUUGGUAUCAAUCAAGCAACUGCAAGAUAAGAAAUUAAAAGAAAUUGGUACAUAUGAUAGAUCAACUGAUGAACUUGUAAUAACGGAUAAAAUACAGUGGACAGGAAACGGGCCACCUAUGGACAGAAAUCUAGUACGGACAGAAAUGUUAAGAGUGUCACCAGUGAUAUACUCUGGAAUAAGUGUCUUAGCUAGUAUUGGAAUUAUCAUAGCAGUCGUGUUUCUGGUAAUCAACAUUAUAUUCCGACACCACAGGUACAUUAAGAUGUCAAGUCCAAAUAUGAACAAUAUAAUAAUAAUUGGAUGCAUGGUGUCUUAUGCGAGUGUUUAUCUUCUUGGAUCAGAGGGAGGUUCAAUGAAAAGGAUUCACUCGUCUUCAUUGUGUGUAAUUCGUUCUUGGUUCUUGGCAGUUGGAUUUUCGUUAUCAUUUGGGGCUAUGUUUACCAAAACAUGGCGUGUUCAUGCAAUUUUUACCAACAUUAAAUUAAACAAAAAGAUUAUUCAUGAUUAUAAACUAUUUUGUAUGGUAUUCACACUGGUAUUGCUAGAUGCCAUCAUAUUGACCACGUGGCAGAUCAUGGAUCCGUUGUAUAAAGAUACCAGGAAUCUCAGUUCAUAUAUCAUGGGUGAUUAUGAGGUUAUACCAAUAAUGGAAUACUGCACCAGCAGUUAUAUACCGAUAUGGAUGGGAAUUAUAUAUGCUUACAAAGGAAUUUUGUUGGUAUUUGGUUGUUUUCUCGCAUGGGAUACAAGACAUGUUACUAUAUCAGCACUAAAUGAUUCAAAAUACAUUGGAAUGAGUGUCUACAAUGUUGUCAUGAUGUGUUUGUCAGGAGCAGCUAUCUCGUUUGUAAUAAAUGACAAACCUAAUCCAGAAUUUAUCAUCAUAAGUCUCCUGAUCAUAUUCUGUACAACCAUAACUUUGUGUCUUGUUUUUGUUCCAAAGAUAGUUGAAUUAAAAAUUGAUCCAAGAGGCGACGACAGAAGAAUACGAGCUACGCUUAAAAGGAAGGGAAAGAAAAAAGAAGAAAAUGGUCCAUUGUUUACAAAAGAUAUUAAAGAUGUCGAAGAACUAAACAAACACUACAAAGAAAUUAUCAAACAGAAACGUGCAGAAAUCAGAAAUCUACUUGAACAACUUGGAGAAGACCCCGACUCCUUUGUUUACAAAGGAAAAUAUACACUCGGUGAGACACCACGAAAAACAGUUGUUGGAUUGAGAAUUUCUGAUUCACCAACUAAAGUUUCUAGAGUCUCUUCAACAAUGGAGGGAGAAGAUUUGUCAAUGUGUUCAGAAUACACUAACACGUGGUCAGUUGAUACAUCUCAAGUGCGGAAACGACUGUUGUUAAUGUCAACAAAGUCGGUUACAAGUUCCGAAACAACAAAUACGGACAGCAUAGAACUUACAGAUUUAAGAAAAGGUCAGAAUAUCCGAAUGACAAAUAUGAGACAAUCAUCGUACGACGAGCAAGAGGAAUUCGGAGGGGUUUACCUUGGUCCACCAGAAUGCAAUAAGAUACAAAAAUGUAUUGGAAAUACUAAUGGCAGGAACCAUGUGAUACCAAAUAACAAGAUUAACGAGGAAGUUCGAUUAACUGAUCUGAAUUUGACAGUAAAAUAUAAUGCUAUCUCAGAUGUUGACAGUUUGUCAAGUUUUCCAGAUGAAGAGUUGACAUAUCUAUAG
Molecule: messenger RNA, 2890 nt
Organism: Mytilus trossulus (common blue mussel)
Lineage: Eukaryota; Metazoa; Mollusca; Bivalvia; Mytilida; Mytilidae
Product: gamma-aminobutyric acid type B receptor subunit 2-like
Exons: 21
Coding region: 26-2890 (954 amino acids)
Biological process (GO): gamma-aminobutyric acid signaling pathway; G protein-coupled receptor signaling pathway
Cellular component (GO): membrane; G protein-coupled receptor heterodimeric complex
Molecular function (GO): G protein-coupled GABA receptor activity
Source: RefSeq, a predicted model, not a curated record